AGUAUGCUGCGUGCCUCCGUAGGAAGCGUUGUCGUAGUGACGAGCGCGUCAGAUUCCGAAUGCGAAUUCCUUCCCGCCAAUUUUAUGGAUUUAAUAUUUAAACCCAGUGCUAUGUAUUGUGAACAGUUCUGACUCUCUUAGGGUCCCCUAGAAUUAAGUGGUUAUUUUUUAGUUUUAUUUAUAACUUAAGUGCUGUGUUCUACGAAGGCUCAAUGGAGAAGAUGGGAUCCUUUGCGAUCGUUGCUCUUAUCUUCUUAUUUAAAGAUGUUUAUACGUUACAAAAGUUCGACAAGCAGCCGCAGUACUCAGAGGUGAACCCUGGGGAGGACAUCAAACUUGACUGCAAGAUCUUCAACAAGAGAGGGACAUGUUCUUGGCAAAAAGACAACAAGCCCGUGGGCCUGUACAUGAAGAAGUACGAGUGGGCGGGCACCCAGGAGACGGGCGACUGUAGCUUGUGGAUACGCGCCGCGACGCUGGAGUUCGACGACGGAGAGUGGGAGUGCCAGGUGACGGCGAGCGACUUCACCACGCAAGACGCCCUCACCUCCGCCCCCGUGCGUCUCGUCGUCAGGGUUACACCCCAAAGACCGAGAAUAGAACACCGCAGUGGCACCGUCACCCCGAACCACAAUGUUACGGUGAAAGCCGGGGAAAAUGCCUCCAUUAAGUGCCUCAGCAAGUACGGCAACCCGCCAGCAGCGCUCAAGUGGUUUCUCGGCAAUCAAGAGAUUACGAACUUCAGCAAACAGAGCAACAGCCCUGAAAUCGACAACCCUCGUACCUGGGUGGCAGCCUCGGUCCUUGAGAUGCAGCUGAAUAAGGACAAUCACAGGAACAGCCUCAAGUGUAUCGCCAUCCAUGAGUCUUACCCGGCCAAGAGUCAGUCGACAGAAGUCCGCUUGGACGUUACUUACGCACCCGAGACGCGGCUGGUCGGUACCCCCGGCUCUGACGUAGAGGAGGGUGUUGACACGGUGGUGCUGCGGUGUGUCACGGACGCUAAUCCGCCGGCCAACAUAUUAUGGAAAAGAGCUGGAGAAGCGAACCAGAUACCUGUCGCAGACGAGUCGCUCUCUUUCCGACCUGUAACUAGAAGAGACUCCGGUAUCUACACGUGCACUGCCCAAAAUAAGUUGGGCACAAGCGAUCCUCUCACUGUACAGUUGGACGUCAAGUAUCCACCUGUUAUCAAGAGUGUAGGGCCGGACCGUCUGCAGACUGCCUCUCUGUAUUCGCAAGCCGUGUUUGCGUGCGACGCCGAGAGCCACCCGCCCCCUACGUACCAGUGGCUGCAGAAGCCGACGCCCUCCACCUCCCCCGACGCGAUGCUGAGGGGCUCCGAGUCUCGCCUCGUCAUCCGCAACGUCACCUACGACCACCAGGGCGAGUACGUCUGUCGGGUCGUGAACCUGAUAGGAGGUCGCGAGCGCAUGGUGCAGAGCGAGGCCGUCAGUCUUCAGGUGGUCGGUGCGCCGCAGAUUCUACGUGAGGGUGGCGAAGACGCCAGCGUGGAGGUGGUGGUGAUGCGAGGUCAGCCCGCCCUACUGAGACAGGUCGUCUGCGCCGACCCUCGACCCCGAAGGGUGGUCUGGGAAUGGGGCAGUCUGCAGCUAGCGGCGGGCCAGGGCCAAGGGAGGUACCACGCCGAAGAGCUAAUACAGGACGAUCGAGAAGACUGCUACGAAGCCCGCCUCAACAUCCAGGACGUGGAGCUGUCCGACUCCCGCAACUACUUCAUGUACGUGGAGAACGACCGAGGCAGUGAUCGCUGCUCUGUGCGGCUGGCCGUCCGUGGUUCGUAUACUGAACCAAUAGCCAUGACGACCCUGAUCAGCCUGGCUGGAGCGUGUUUUGUUGUGUUCUUACUCUGUAUCCUCUGCGGAGUCUACUGUGUUCGAGCCGAGAAGUGCUGCUUCAACAGAAGAGGAGACUUCAGACCGACAGAUCUGGAAAGUGAGAAAAGCGAGCUUGACAGCACAGGUAGGAAGACGCCGAAGAUAGACGGGGUAUUACACAACCCCGGGGACACGAUGUACUGUUCCACUCCCACGAGGCGGCCGCCCCACACGAUAACCGCCGGUGGUUCACCUGAGGCCAUGAAGGUGAGACUGGCCGCCAUGGUCCUGCAGCCCCCCACCAGGGUGUAGCGGUCG
Homalodisca vitripennis (glassy-winged sharpshooter) is the source of this 2156-nucleotide messenger RNA. RefSeq names its product irregular chiasm C-roughest protein. Gene Ontology annotation, cellular component: cell-cell junction. NCBI's taxonomy places the organism in Eukaryota, Metazoa, Arthropoda, Insecta, Hemiptera, Cicadellidae. Gene Ontology annotation, biological process: cell-cell adhesion. The record is from RefSeq and is a predicted model, not a curated record. Gene Ontology annotation, molecular function: cell adhesion molecule binding.